AUGACUUGCAAGUCAGUCUUCAUCAUUGCUAUAGAUUUUGGCACGUCCUUCAGUGGGUACUGCUUUUCCCUUGCUUCAGGAGCAGACCAAAUCCGGCAGGUGUACUGGGGGACAGAGUAUGGGUUCAAGACCCCAAAGACACCCACAUGCAUCUUGUUCAACCAGAAGCAGGAGUUCAGGAAGUUUGGCUAUGAUGCUAUAAUGAAGUACAAGAGCCUGCCCUCCAGCGAAGCUGACAACUGGUACUUCUUCCAGAACUUCAAGAUGAAGCUGUACAACAUGAAAGUCACAUCUGACAUGGGGCUGAAAGCCAGCAAUGGAAAGGUGCUUCCUGCCCUGAUGGUCUUUUCCGAAAGCCUGCGCUACCUGAAGGAACAUGCCCUGAACACCAUCCAAGAGGCUUCUUUCCAAACCGUCUACAGCGAGGAGGAGAUCACCUGGGUCAUUACUGUCCCAGCCAUAUGGAGCGCUGCUGCCAGGCAGUUCAUGCGGCUGGCAGCAAAAGAGGCAGGACUUAUCUCUGAUAUGACCUCUGAGAAGCUGAUCAUUGCCUUAGAGUCAGAGGCUGCAUCACUGUGGUGCAAACAGCUUCCACAGGAAGGGUUUAUGACAGCCAGCAAUGACAAGAAGAAGUUGGAAGACUCCCCUGGGAUCCAGUAUAUUGUUGUUGACUGUGGAGGUGGCACAGUAGACAUCACAGUACAUGAGAUCCAAGAAAACCAUUGCCUGAAGGAACUACACAAGGCAUCUGGAGGUGGAUGGGGAGGCAACAAAGUGGAUGAAAACUUCAUGGAUUUCCUUAGGGAAAUAUUCAAUGAUGGUGUAUGGGGUGAAUAUGAAAAGGAACACCCUACUGAAUUACAACAUAUGAUGUACAACUUUGGUCUACAGAAAUGCUCUGCUAGCAGAGAGGCAGUCUACAUACGUUGCUACUACAACUUGACCAAACUGGCAGAGCGCAAGAAGGACAUCUCCCACUUCUUCAAAAAAGUAAAUGGAGUUGUGUGGUGCGAUGGGGUGUUCAUGGUUACAUAUGAGAAAAUGAAGACCUUUUUUGAUUACAGUAUCAGAAAUAUCAUUUUUACUUUGAGGGUAAUUCUUGACAAGCCUGAGAUGGCCAAGGUCCAGUACAUUUUGCUUGUAGGAGGCUUUGCAUCUAGCAUCAUCUUGAGAGAUGAGAUCAAUCAGGCCUUUAGUGAGGAGUAUCAUAUCCUAUGUCCAUUGGAUGCCCAAGCAGCCAUUGUAAAAGGGGCUGUUUUAUUUGGGGUCAAUCCAUGCAUAGUUGCCUCAAGAGUCAGUGCUCGGACAUAUGGCAUAGCAGUAAAUCAGGACUUUGAUGCUGCAAUCCAUGACUGCCGUAAAAAAAAGAUCUCAAAAAAGGAUGGCUAUAUUUACUGUACAGAUCUCUUCAAGAAAUUGGUUGGAAUUGAUGAGUCAGUGAAUAUAAAUGAAGAUGCCCAUUAUUAUUUCCAUCCAACAGAAGCAGAUCAAACACAAGCAAAGUUUUCUUUCUAUUGUACAGAAAAGCAGGAUGCUCAGUAUGUAGAUGAGGAAGGGAUGGAAUGCGUUGGCUCCUGUAUAGUGCCAAUGCCAGACACAAAGCUUGGGAGGAAGCGCCAACUGAAGCUGGAUAUUAAAUUUGGGCUCACUGAAAUUAAAGCCACAUGUACUGACAUUACUUCCAAACAAAAACGGACAAUUGCAAUAGAUUUUUUAUCUGUGUAA
This is a messenger RNA of Nestor notabilis (Kea), 1725 nucleotides long. RefSeq names its product heat shock 70 kDa protein 12B-like. The record is from RefSeq and is a predicted model, not a curated record. The transcript is spliced from 4 exons. Gene Ontology annotation, molecular function: ATP binding; ATP-dependent protein folding chaperone. NCBI's taxonomy places the organism in Eukaryota, Metazoa, Chordata, Aves, Psittaciformes, Psittacidae. The coding region runs from base 1 to 1725 and encodes 574 amino acids.